CCACGCGAACAAUCCCCCCGAAAAGCAAGCACUGAGCGAGCGCGUGCUCCAUUUCUCGCCACUUUUGCCCACCAAACGCGGCGUGAACCGCCGCCGGGGCCUUCUUCACCUCCCCCGCGGCUCCGAUCUCUACUCCCAGUUCCCACACGAGCGAGCUCAGCCCUCAUUCCUUCCUGCUCAGGUUCUGUGGCUUUCUACGCGUGCCUUCUUCACUGAACAACUGUCUGAAAUCCAUACCCCCAAACCGAUGAAGAAAAUCACAAUGUUCUUGCAGUAUGCAAACAUCCUGUAGCAAGUUGAUCCGAUGGUGUCCCCAAUUCUUUGAUUCCGGUGCACCAACCGCCGCAAAUUCCAAAAUGGCUUUUCCAGCCCUACCAGCUACCCUCACAUGCCUCACACUGUUAGCUCUCUUGUCGCUGGCCAUGGCGGCUGAUAACAACUCCACCGGCCUCAUCCUCAUAAACUGCGGAGCAUCAGUCCAAGAAGACGAUGAUAAUGGUCGUACUUGGGACGGAGACACCGGCUCCAAGUUCGCGCCAUCACUGAAAGGAGUUACAGCCACUGCUCCAAACCAAGACCCUUCACUCCCCUCCACCGUCCCUUUUAUGACCGCGCGCAUCUUCGCUUCAAACUACACCUAUUCCUUCUCUGUCACCCCAGGCCGCGUGUUCUUACGCCUCUACUUCUAUCCGGUUGCUUAUCCAAACUACGCCGUCGCAGAUGCCUUCUUCAGUGUCACGACACCGAAUCUUGUCCUCUUAAAUGAUUUCAAUGCUUCGCAAACAGUUCAGGCGAUCAGUUCUGCCUACCUUGUGCGCGAGUUCUCGGUGAAUGUUUCUUCAGGCAGCUCCUUGGACCUCACCUUUGCCCCAUCAGCACAUCACAAUGGUUCUUACGCGUUUUUGAACGGCAUUGAGAUUGUUUCCACUCCUGACAUCUUCACAGCACCUGACACAAGAUAUGUCGGUGAUAACACAUCUCCAUUCACAUUCGACUCUGCCAUGGCCGUCCAGACUAUGUACCGGCUCAAUGUCGGGGGCCAAGCCAUUUCCCCGAAAGGUGACUCGGGCUUCUACCGCUCAUGGGCCAAUGAUGCCCCCUACAUAUUUGGUGGCUCUGGGGUGACCUUCUCCAAGGAUGACAAUUUGACUAUCACCUAUACAUCCAAAGUGCCGAAUUACACGGCGCCAGUUGAUGUCUAUGGUACAGCUCGGUCGAUGGGGCCAACUGCAUCGAUCAACCUGAACUACAACCUUACAUGGAUUUUACCGGUUGAUGCGGGGUUCAGUUACCUCCUGAGGUUCCAUUUCUGUGAGAUUCAGUAUCCUAUUACAAAGCAGAAUCAGAGGUCCUUCUUCAUCUACAUCAACAACCAGACAGCGCAGGAGCAAAUGGAUGUCAUCGUCUGGAGCGGCGGAAUCGGUAGAACAACAUACACAGACUAUGUUAUCCUGACUGCUGGCUCCGGCCAGGUGGACAUGUGGAUUGCACUUCACCCUGAUCUUUCAAGUAGACCAGAGUAUUUUGAUGCAAUACUGAAUGGUCUUGAGAUCUUCAAGCUACAGAAUUACGGAGCAUCGAACAAUCUUGCCGGGCUCAAUCCUCCACUUCCACAAAAGCCAGCUGAUGCCAGUCCCGGCGCGGCGUCUGGCAAAGUGAAAUCUGUCGCGGCUAUCAUAGGUGGAGCUGUUGGUGGUUUCGUAGUGCUGCUGGUCACAUGUUUUGGCGUUUGCAUCAUCUGCAAACGAAAGAACAAGAGCAAGAAGAAGAAGGUAUCCAAGGAUCCUGGUGGUAAAUCUGAAGAUGGUCACUGGACUCCUCUCACCGAGUACAGCGGAUCACGAUCAGCUAUGUCGGGAAACACGGCCACCACCGGGUCGACACUGCCAUCCAACCUCUGCCGCCACUUCACUUUCGCCGAGCUUCAGACCGCCACCAAGAACUUCGACCAGGCCUUCCUGCUCGGCAAAGGUGGGUUCGGGAACGUGUACCUCGGGGAGAUCGACAGCGGCACCAAGGUGGCGAUCAAGCGGUGCAACCCGAUGUCGGAGCAGGGCGUCCAUGAGUUCCAGACGGAGAUCGAGAUGCUGUCCAAGCUCCGGCACCGCCACCUCGUGUCCCUCAUCGGCUACUGCGAGGACAAGAGCGAGAUGAUCCUGGUGUACGACUACAUGGCCCACGGCACGCUCCGGGAGCACCUGUACAACACCAAGAACCCGCCGCUGUCGUGGAAGCAGCGGCUGGAGAUCUGCAUCGGCGCCGCCCGGGGGCUCUACUACCUGCACACCGGCGUGAAGCACACCAUCAUCCACCGCGACGUCAAGACCACCAACAUCCUGCUGGACGACAAGUGGGUCGCCAAGGUGUCCGACUUCGGGCUGUCCAAGACGGGGCCCAACAUGGACGCCACCCACGUCAGCACCGUCGUCAAGGGCAGCUUCGGGUACCUGGACCCGGAGUACUUCCGGCGGCAGCAGCUCUCGGAGAAGUCCGACGUCUACUCCUUCGGCGUCGUGUUGUUCGAGGUGCUCUGCGCGCGCCCGGCGCUGAGCCCCUCGCUGCCCAAGGAGCAGAUCAGCCUCGCCGACUGGGCGCUGCGCUGCCAGAAGCAGGGCGUGCUCGGCCAGGUCAUCGACCCGGCGCUCCAGGGGAAGAUCGCGCCCCAGUGCUUCCUGAAGUUCACGGACACCGCGGAGAAAUGCGUGGCCGACCGCAGCGUCGACAGGCCGUCCAUGGGCGACGUCCUCUGGAACCUCGAGUUCGCGCUCCAGCUGCAGGAGAGCGAGGAGGACACCGGCAGCCUCACGGAGGGGACGCUGUCGUCGUCGGGCGCGUCGCCCCUCGUCAUGACCAGACUGCAGUCGGACGAGCCGUCGAUGGACGCAAGCACGACCACGACGAGCACGACCACGAUGAGCAUGACGGGACGGAGCAUCGCGAGCAUGGACUCGGACGGGCUGACGCCGAGCGCCGUCUUCUCGCAGAUCAUGCAUCCGGAUGGCAGGUGAAGUUGGACUGCGACAGCCCCUCUUCAGAUUCAUGGACAACAUUCUUGGUCCACAUUCAUGUUGCGGGUGCUAGUAAUUACUGUAAUAAUUAGAGUGCUUAUAGUAUCAUACUACACACCUUAUGGUAAUUCAGGUACCGAGUCACUUAUUAGGACUCAGUGUAUCUAUUCUAUGUGUACCAGACAUCAACAUCAUUGUAACUGUAUAGAUGUCGCCGAGGCACUGGAGUUGCGCUUCUUAUUGCUA
Triticum urartu is the source of this 3254-nucleotide messenger RNA. RefSeq names its product receptor-like protein kinase FERONIA. Gene Ontology annotation, molecular function: ATP binding; transmembrane receptor protein tyrosine kinase activity. NCBI's taxonomy places the organism in Eukaryota, Viridiplantae, Streptophyta, Magnoliopsida, Poales, Poaceae. The record is from RefSeq and is a predicted model, not a curated record. Gene Ontology annotation, biological process: protein phosphorylation.